This is a messenger RNA of Maniola jurtina (meadow brown), 3192 nucleotides long. RefSeq lists its product as uncharacterized. The transcript is spliced from 4 exons. Bases 368 to 1324 code for a protein of 318 amino acids. The record is from RefSeq and is a predicted model, not a curated record. Lineage: Eukaryota; Metazoa; Arthropoda; Insecta; Lepidoptera; Nymphalidae.
ACUGUUUUAUUUUUGAAACAAUCCGAAACUUUUUGAAUUCGAUAUUUUAUUUAAAAUCGUGAUUUAAACCCAAUUCCCAAAACUUGCGUAUGUUGUUCUAAUUGUUUCGGCAAACGUAAGAUGAAUUCAACAACCUUUGACGAUUUGAACCGUGAACAUUUCGCGUUGGAAGCUGCAAAGUGUUUAGAAAAUAUUUUCGCGAAUUCUCAAAACGUAACAACCUUGCAUAAAGAGUUAUUGGAGAUUAAUUUGUCUAUAACGGCGUAUAUUGCUGAAAGUGAGAGUCGUCUUAAAGAACUGCGUUUGAGUUUAGCUAAUUCAGCAAAAAGCUCGCAAAAGGUUGUGGAAAUACUCGGCGAUAAAUAAAAUGACAAGCCAACCGCAAACACCUCCAAAAAGAAAAUGCCAUAGAGCCCUAAACCCUUCAAUCAGGGAGACCAAUAACAACUCAAAAGCACCAUUUAAUAAACAACAGUCUGCUAGAAACUUUGCUGUAUGGUACAAGCAUAUGAUUGACAAUGACCGUCAGAAUCUAUCAUUAUAUUUGUCAGAUGAAGUUAUGCUUGAGUGGUUUGGAAAAACCAUUAAGACAAGAAAAAAAGUGUCUUUCUUCUUAAAUCAUGACAUGCAAUGUACAAGGCAUGAUUUUACAACUGUUGAAAGUAUUGAUAAGAUUCAAACCAGACAUGAGCAAUUUCACAGAAAAGAUGAUUCUAUUCUGGCCAGUCCUCUUCACUCCCCAGAAAUUGGAAUUCCAAGGCGAUCUGGUAAAAGAAGAAUGGAUUCCGGCGGCCAUAGUCCACAGUGGGCUGAAGGAUGCAAACCUGAGGAUGAUGAUGAUGACUUCAUAAUAAAAAAGAGGGCAAAAUCUCACGAUAUUGUGGCCAUGCACAUUUUACAGAAGUAUGGAACAAACACUAAAGACAUCUCUGAUGUAAAUAACGAUAUAACUCACAAAGGUGAUGGUAUCAUUACACGUAAACGUAAGUUUAUGUCUAUAACCCCACCGAAUUUAGAAUGCGGUCAGGGUGACUGUUUACCUUCUACAAGCGGUACUUCCAAUUCAGAGUCAUCACAUGAUAAAUUGAAUGCUCAACUUCCCAAGUUAGCCGUAGAAUGUAAUGGGUAUAUAGUAUUUACUAGAACACGGAAUAAUUGUAGUACAGAUGGAAUGAAUUGGGAUCGAAAGUGUAAAAUACAGGUCAGUUAUUCUGAAGAUCCUUUAAAUGUGGGCGAGUAUAUUAUUUGGGGUUUACGGUACAGCGAUGAGAGUAAGUGUCGGAGAAAUUUGUUGGCAGCUUUUGAGGAAGCGUCAAAAGAAUAAAAUUAUUAGGUUAUAUUAUUUUGUUUAUAUUUUUAAUAGUUAUAUUACUUUGUUUAAAUUUAUAAGUUUUGUGUAAUAGACUUAAUAGAAUUGAGGCAUUCUUAAAACCUAUGUUGUGGCUAAUUCUGUUGUAUAUUGAUUUCUUAACUAGACUUAAAUAAUAGGUCUAGGUGCAUUUCUAUCUCUUUCGUAAUACACCCUGUGGAAAGGGACAGCACUAGAUUUAGACCUGCUGUUAGUUUAGUGCUUGUAACUGAAUUAGCUAGAUUACCUUGUAGUGUUACAUUUUAAUUUGGCUGUAAAUAUAAUUUAGGCUAUGUUCAGUUAUAUUGAUUUAGACUCAAAAUCAAUAUAAUAUGUGAACAAGAAUUUUAUUACUGUUCAGAUAUCCCAUUUAAAAACAUUUCCCACUUAUUGCGAUCUUAUUUAUAAUUCGUCGUAAUUAUUGAGAUUUUUUUUGCGAUUUUUUAUCAUAGUUCAGUAUUAUUAUCUAUGCCAAAAUUCUAUUAUGCCUAUAAAAGUUCCUUAUGUUUAGUUUGACUAUAGAAAUACGUAUGAAAUUAUAAUACUAUAAAAUUUGUUAUAUAGUUAUUUACAUUUUUAAUGUUGCAUGAAUUUAUCACAAUGACUUGCUAGGUUUACAUAAAUUGUAUACCUCUUUCAAGUUAAUGUUUGCCAUAUUCUUACUUUUAACUUUGAUUUUUGUUGUACACAAUUUCUAAACUUAAAUGACCAGUCGUGUACAGGUCAUAGAAGCACAAAAGCACUGCUUAAACUACUUGAAAAAGGUCAAUGCCUAAUUUUCUCUAUUACUUGCCAUUCAAGCUCUAAUGCCUACCCCUGCUCUAAUAUCUGUGCCACUGAAAAUGACAGGUCUAAAAUGUAUUGCUUUCCCUUUCAUAAUGCUCGCUGUGGAAAAGGAUAGCACUAGAUUUUGACCUGGCAAUGUAGUUAAGAGAUUGUGUACAACCAAAUUAGACACUUAUAUUAAUAAACUGCUUUUUAACUUAGCAGCCAUGAAUGCUUGAAGCAAUCAUGAUUUGAUAAUGACCAAGCAGUUGUCAGCAACUUGAGCAGUUGCCAAUGACUGGUAGCAUGCUCUAGCAGUCCAUGUAUGGCUGCACUUAUUUUUUAUUGUAAGUUUCGAAAAUAUGUUUUUAUACUUAGAAGUAUAGAUUUUUUUAAUGAAAUAAGAAUUAUUUAAGGGGGCCAAGUUGUAGAUAUGUAAAAAUUUUCAUUCCAUUUUUUUUUUAGUUUUAUGCGGUUUUAAAUAUAGUCAUACCCCAGUUGUAAAAGAACAAGAUUGAUCUAUACAAAACGGUGUGUUAUACUGGCUUCCCACGUUGCGUGAUUGUGCGGACUACCACGGACACCGACGCACGGCGCACAAGGCUUCUUCAUUCUGUCAUCCGCGGAUCGUCGGACAUGUCUGCACUACCACGAACAAUACUCUUCCCAUGGUGCGACGGUGCGAGCUGGUCCGCGUCCGUCCGCAAUAUCACGCACCGUGGGAAGGCGGUUUGAAAUGUCACCUCUGAAGAGUAGAUCAGUCUACAUUUUUACUUCCACUUUGAAGUACUUACCGCGUACAUUCAAAUGUUCUAACAUGUAACAGGAAAACCAUUAUAAUAAUAUGUCAUGGGGCACCUGACAGAAGUGAAGCUUCAUACACAUUGUAUACUUAUUUAAUACUAGCUGAUGCCCGCGACUUCGUCCGCGUGGAUUUACGUUUUUCAAAACCUCGUGGGAACUCUUUGAUUUUCCGGGAUAAAAAGUAGCUUAUGUUCUUUUCCAUGUCAAAGGCUACAUGCAUGCCAAAUUUCAUCCAAAUCCGUUCAGCCGUUUUUGCGUGAUUGAGUAACAAACAU